This is a messenger RNA of Fonticula alba, 2521 nucleotides long. RefSeq lists its product as hypothetical. Lineage: Eukaryota; Rotosphaerida; Fonticulaceae. Gene Ontology annotation, molecular function: mRNA 3'-UTR binding; poly(A) binding; poly(U) RNA binding. The coding region runs from base 322 to 2373 and encodes 683 amino acids. The record is from RefSeq and is a predicted model, not a curated record. The transcript is spliced from 4 exons. Gene Ontology annotation, cellular component: ribonucleoprotein complex; cytosol; nucleus.
UGCUUGCCUUCUCCUCUCACCCCCUUGGGCUAUUCCACUUGCUGCACAGUAGCGGUGCUUCACUGCCCGGCACCGCUUUUUCGGCCACUCUCUCGUGAGUUGGCGCCCCACCGCAUCCGUCUCUAAGUCUGAGACUUCCCCCGGCUGACCCUUCGUCACCACCUUAGACUCUUUUGCCCCAUCCGGCAAAGCAAAAACAAAAAAAACCCAGAGUUCUCAAAAACCAAAAACCUUAGUUCACUUACUUUCCCCUCCUGUUUUCUUGGAUCAAAGGUAUUCAUCUAUCUUCCGAGGAAACCCCGAUCUCCCUUGUUGGCCACUAUGUCUCAGGUUGAUACUCCCGUCGCCGCCGCCACCACUGCCACCGGCCAGGCUGCCGCCGGUCAGGGCGCUGCCCAGGCUGCUGGCCCGAUCACCCAUGCUCCGGGUGCCGAUGCCCAGGCCAUGACCAUGUCUGCCUCCCUUUUCUGUGGUAACCUCGACCCGCAGACCAACGAGUCUGAUCUCUUCGAGGUCUUCCGCAACAUUGGCUCCAUCGCCUCCAUUCUCGUUGUCCGUGACCAGGUCACCCGUGUUUCCAAGGGCCACGCCUACAUCAACUUCUACAAGUACGAGGAUGCCCAGAAGGCCAUCGAGUCCUUUGCCUACCACCGCAUCCGCGACCGCAAGAUUUCUCUCAUGUGGGUCCAGCGCGACCCGUCGAUCCGCAACUCCGGUGUCGGCAACCUUUUCAUCCGCAACCUUGGCCCCGAGAUCGAUGAGAAGCUCCUGGUCACCCUUUUCUCCGACGUCGGCAAGAUCCUUUCCUGCAAGGUCCCCACCGACGAGAAUGGCAACUCCCGCGGCUAUGGCUUCGUGCACUUCGAGAAGCAGGAGGACGCCGACAUCGUCAUCCGUGACUACAACAACUCCGAGUUCAACAAGCGCAAGGUCACCAUCGAGCACUACAUCCCCCGCUCCAACCGCCCGGCCCGCCGUUUCACCAACCUCUACGUGAAGCACUACCCCUCCACCUUCACCGAGGACGACCUCGUCGAGCUGUUCUCCCCCUUCGGUACCAUCACCAGCCUGUGCAUUGCUCGUGAUGAGAAGACCGAGAAGCCUCGUGGCUUUGCCUUCGUCAACUUCGAGACCUACGAGAUGGCCAACAGCGCUCUCGAGGCUCUGCACAACAAGAAGGAGUUCCCCGCCGAGGAUGGCGACGACAAGCCCAUGAAGCUCUUCGUCAGCGAGUUCCAGUCCCGCAGCACUCGUGUCCAGGCCCUGAAGACCGUGCGCGAUGCUCGCCUGGCCCAGAACAAGCGCCAGUUCGCCCGUUGCAACCUCUACGUUCGUGGCUUCCCCGACACCUUCACCGUCGAGGACCUGAACGCCGUUUUCUCCAAGUUCGGUGACAUCAUUUCUUCCGACAUCCCCAAGAACCCCGAUGGCACCUCUCGCUGCUUCGGCUACGUCUGCAUGCACAACUCCGAGGCCGCCACCGAGGCCAUCAAGAACCUCCAUGACAAGACUGUCGAUGGCAUUACUUUCUACGUUGCCCACCACCAGGCCAAGAACGAGCGCGACUCCCAGCUCAGCACCAUGAUGCCGGGUGUCAACUCGCCGAUGUUCGCCGCGCACCACCCGCCCGGCUUCAUCCCCAUGCACUUCCAGUCGGUUCCCUUCCCUCUUGGGCAGAUGCCCCCGGCCCCGGGCGCCUACCCCCCGCAGGUGGUCAUGUUCAACCAGAGCCGUGUUGUCCCCCAUGCCGGCCCCUAUGCCCCGGCCUUCAACGCCCCCCACGGCGGCCGCAACAACCAGCCUGGCUACGUCUUCCCCGCCAACGGUGCCGUUGCCAACCCCGGUGCCGGUCAGCGCCGUGGUGGUGCCCAUGCCCAGCCCCGUGGUGGUCGUGACAACCGUCGCAACAACAACAACGCCGCCGGUGGCAACCAGCCCCGUGGCAAGAACACCGGCAACCGUGGCCAGCAUGCUGGCCAGGCCGCCGCCGCCACCGCCGCCACUGCCGCCGCCACCACCCCGGCUGCUGCCGCCGCCCCGGCCGCCACCACUGCCGCCACCUCCACCGAGCCCUCUCUGCCGGCCAAGCUUGCCGGCCUCGGCGAGACUGAGCAGAAGGAGCUGCUCGGCGAGAAGCUCUUCGAGAUGAUCACCGAGGAGAACGCCGGCAUCACCGAGGACCACGUCUGCCGCAUUGUUGGUAUGCUCAUCUACGACAACCCCACCUCGGAGGUCCUGAACUACGUCGACGACGCGGCCGCCCGCGCUGUCUUCGUCAAGGAGGCCACCGUGGCCCUGGAGAAGGAGGAUGCCGAGACCGCUGCCAAGGAGGCUGCCGCCCCGGCCGAGGAGACCCCCGCCACUGAGGCCUAAAUGUGCCCAGCAUCGCCCCCCCCCUCUCUCUCUCUCUUCGCCAUUCACCCGCCUCCCCUCCUCCUGUUAUUCGCCUACAUAGGAGGAGGGGGGGUUGACGGUGGGAUGGCGCUGGGAGCGACGCGUGUGUGUGUGUGUGUGAGUGUGC